AUGGUGGAAACAAAGACUAAGGAAGAAAACCAUGUCAAGGAGGAUCAUAAUCGGUUCAAUCAGCUCAGUGAUGAAAUUUUGAUCCUCGUUCUCUCCUUCAUAAGCCUUAUGGACGCAGGACGAACUUGUGUCCUCUCCAAAAGGUGGAAAGAAUUGUGGAAGCAUCUUAGGUGUAUCCACAUUGAUUGUGAGGCAGCUCGGAAGUCUAUUUCUUGGGUAGAUAAAAUCUUGCACUUACACCGGGGUCUAAGUGCAGAUGAACUAAAAAUUCGGAUCUGCUCCGGCAGGGUAUAUGUCAAUGGAGUUGACAACUGGAUAGAUUUUGCGGUACAAAAAAGAGUUAAGAAGCUUGAGCUAGACUUGAAAGGAGGUGCACCUUACUAUCAUAACAUCAUCAAGUAUAUAUUCCCGGAUAAGCCAUUUAAGUUCCUAACUCACCUCUCUUUGAUCUACGUCAGAGUAAUGGGAUCAGCACUGCGGCUGAAAUCUUUAAAGUUCAGCGAGUGUUACGAACUUGUCAUGGUGAAGAUUUCUGCUCCCAACCUUGUCUCGUUCAUCUAUGAGGGUGCAGGUCCAUACAGAUGUGGAAUUAAAAUUCUACAUGCACCAUCACUUGUGAAGGUUCAUUUGGGAGAAGGUGACGAUUGUAUAACGAAAUCGUUUAAGGCGGUUAGAGAUUAUUUUCUUCAGCUAGUUACUCUCAGCCUACGCUUGAAUCUGUGCCAGGAACAGAUUAUUCUGCCGGCAUUUCGAGCAUUAACCCAGCUAAGAGACUUAUCACUAGCCGUAGUAGUCAAGAGUGAAGGCAAAAGCCUCCUGGAGUUGACCUCCUUAUUGAUAGAGAAAUCUCCAUUUUUGCAGAGUUUUACAUUUGAGAUAAUAUGGAAUUAUUUUGAGCCGAUGGUUACAAGAUCCAUGCUGGACAUUCCUGAAAGCCCUCACAGAUGCCUUAAGGUGAUCAGAUUUACGGGGCUUAUCGGGCUGGGCACAUUUAUCGAUACCGAGCUAGCCAUGUAUUUCAUUCAGAAUGCUGUUGUGCUCGAAAAGCUUAUUCUUGACGUUGGAACUGAAACUACUGAUUACUAUUAUAAAGAACGGGAUCCUGUAAAAAGAGCCAAGAAGUUGGAGGCAAGAAAACAGUAUGCUUUGCGGUUUGGAGCACAACUCCCACCAGGGGCGGAGCUCAUUGUUCUGUGA
This is a messenger RNA of Argentina anserina (silverweed cinquefoil), 1197 nucleotides long. Its product is annotated as putative FBD-associated F-box protein At5g56700. The coding region runs from base 1 to 1197 and encodes 398 amino acids. The record is from RefSeq and is a predicted model, not a curated record. Gene Ontology annotation, molecular function: protein binding. The transcript has 4 exons. NCBI's taxonomy places the organism in Eukaryota, Viridiplantae, Streptophyta, Magnoliopsida, Rosales, Rosaceae.